Cariama cristata (Red-legged seriema) is the source of this 5274-nucleotide messenger RNA. RefSeq names its product pseudopodium-enriched atypical kinase 1 (gene PEAK1). The record is from RefSeq and is a predicted model, not a curated record. The transcript has 4 exons. Gene Ontology annotation, biological process: protein phosphorylation. Bases 1 to 5274 code for a protein of 1757 amino acids. Lineage: Eukaryota; Metazoa; Chordata; Aves; Cariamiformes; Cariamidae. Gene Ontology annotation, cellular component: focal adhesion; actin cytoskeleton. Gene Ontology annotation, molecular function: ATP binding; protein kinase activity.
AUGUCUGCUUGCAACACUUUCACUGAACACGUCUGGAAACCUGGUGAAUGUAAGAACUGCUUCAAGCCCAAAAGCUUGCAUCAGUUACCCCCAGUAUCUGAAAAAAAACCCCUCUCACAUGGAAAUCUGAAAUCCAAUGCAAACCAAAGUAACAGCCAUCGUGGGAGAAAUACAGGAAAUUUCCGACCACCUGUGGCAAAGAAACCAACUAUAGCUGUGAAACCCACCAUGAUGGUAGUAGAUGGGCAGGGUGUAUGUGGCGAAAUCAGCACACCAGAUCAUUGUGAGAAUAAACCAGUGCCUGCAGGUUGGAACCGAAACAAAGCUGUUUUGAACAAAAAACCACUGAACAAUAAUAAUGAAGAUGAAAUUGAGGGUUACAGCCACGUUCAUAAGCCUUAUGGCAACAAUGAUGGUGUAGGUAAGAUACCAAAUAACAAUAAUAAUGGACUGACAGAAGUUUUGAAGGAGAUUGCAGGUUUGGAUAGCACACCUCAGCUAACUGGAAAUGAAAUGAACUCCAGAGAAACCUUCUUGGGAAGAAUAAAUAAUUGUUACAAAAGAUCGUUAGAAAGAAAGAUCCCUCCAAGCUGCAUGAUGGGUGGAAUGAAGGAUUCACACAGUAAGCACGUUAUUCUGAGUGGAAGCACCGAAGUAAUAAGUAAUGAAGGUGGACGGUUCUGUUAUCCGGAGUUCUCUAGCGGAGAUGAGAGUGAGGAUGACACGUUUUUUGGCAGCAUGCAAGAAGAGCACGAGAGCUGGGAUGAAAGUGACGAAGAGUUGCUAGCAAUGGAAAUUCGCAUGAGGGGCCAACCUCGCUUUGCUAAUUUUAGAGCGAACACCCUAUCGCCUGUUCAGUUCUGCAUUGACAAAAAAUGGAAUACUGUGCCCCUUAGAAACAAGUCUCUCCAGCGGAUCUGUGCAGUAGAUUAUGACGACAGUUACGAUGAAAUUUUAAAUGGUUAUGGGGAAGAAACUGUGAUUCUUUAUGGGCAAGAGAGCAUGCAGAGCAUGGUGUCUUCUGAUUCUACAUCUCCUGAUUCUUCUUUGACAGAAGAGUCUCGUUCUGGAACAACCAGCAGUUCUUCACAGAAGCUCUGCAAUGGAGGGUUAUCUCCUAGUACUCCUCAGGACCUCAAAUUGAUUGAACCAGAAUAUGAAAGUCUUUGUGAUAAUCAACAAGUGAAGGAUGUGUCAAAAGCUCCCAGAAAUGUUCUGAAAAGUCUGGAAACUCACAAGGCAGUCCUUGCGCUUCGACUGGAAGAGAAGGAUGGCAAAAUUGCUGUGCAGACUGAUAAGCAAGAGAAUAAAAGUUCUUCGGAUGUUGCUGGUCAAGCUGUAACUAUAAAUUUGGUGCCUGUGGAAGAGCAAGCUAAACCUUACAGGGUGGUGAAUAUGGAACAACCAGUUUGCAAGCCAUAUACCAUAGUAGACGUAUCAGCUGCCAUGACCAAUGAAUGUAAGGAGAAUCAGACUGAAACCUCAGAAACCAAAAAUACAUCGUCUAACCCAAGCUCGCCAGUAACUCCAGGCACACCUAUUACAUCCUCUGCAGCAUCGCCUGUACGCGUAAAUGCUAAUCUGAAAAAAUCCAGUGCAAUCAGAUAUCAGGAAGUGUGGACUUCUAGUACUAGUCCAAGACAGAAGAUACCUAAAGUGGAGUUACUUGCUAACAGCUCAGGACCUUCUGUUCCUCCCAGGAAAACAAGCCACAAGUCAGCUCCUACUUCACCUACAGCUACAAACAUUUCUUCAAAAACUAUCCCGGUUAAGUCUCCGAAUUUAUCUGAGAUAAAAUUCAACAGCUACAAUAAUGCUGGCAUGCCACCUUUUCCUAUUAUCAUUCACGAUGAGCCCACUUAUGCCAAGAGUUCCAAAAAUGCUGUUAAAGUUCCUAUUGUAAUCAAUCCAAAUGCAUAUGAUAACCUGGCUAUCUAUAAAAGUUUUCUAGGGACCAGCGGAGAGCUAUCCAUCAAAGAUAAAACUACUAGUAUAAUAAGCCACACAUAUGAAGAAAUAGAAACAGAAAGCAAAAUGUCUGAAGCCAUAGGAAGCAAACCCACUGAAUUUUCCCAAGUGAAGGGGGUGACUAAUAGCUCUGAAUGCAGGCUGGGUUCUGUGGCUCAAAAGGUCCAAGAGUUUAACAGCAGCCUCAGUAAAAGUCAGAUAUCACCACAGAGAAGCCAUAGUUCUGACCACAGCUCCCCAUCAAGAAUUCAAAAGACAAUACAAGAGCCUGCAGCAAAAAUAGACGUAACACCAGAGGCUUCUGUUGGCGGCAGCAGCAGCAGCAGUAGAGAGAAUGCAAGCACGGUGCUUUCACAGAUUGUGGCUUCUAUCCAGCCUCCACAGUCUCCUCCAGAAACACCUCAGUCUGGACCCAAGUCUUGUAGCGUGGAAGAACUGUAUUCCUUACCUCCUGAUGCAGAUGCUACUAAGAACACCCUGGUACGACCCAAAUCUCUGUUUACAUCACAGUCUGAAAUAGACUCCUCCAAGACAGUGGAAAACACUGCCAUUAAAAUGCAGAAAGAUUCACUUUCACAGCCAGUUGCCACUCAGUCUCCAAAGCCAGUCAGAGCCACCCCAAAUGCCACAAGUCCCAAAACAGAGCAAGCACCGCCAUUUCCUCCUCCACGGUCCACUUCUUCACCCUAUCAUGCAAGUAACUUGUUGCAAAGACAUUUCAGCAAUUGGACCAAACCAAACAGUCCCACCAGGGCAACAGAGGCCGAGUCAAUCCUUCAUUCAGAGGGUCGACGAGCUGCUGAUGCGAAACCCAAACGCUGGAUAUCGUUCAAGAGCUUCUUCCGCCGCAGGAAAACUGAUGAUGAGGAAGACAAAGAGAAAGAAAGAGAGAAAGGAAAAUUGGUGGGUCUUGAUGGAACUGUUAUACAUAUGCUCCCCCCUCCUCCAGUUCAGCGUCAUCACUGGUUCAGUGAGGCAAAGUCAGACUCCAGUGAGAAGCCAUCGAUUGUUUUCAUGUAUAGAUGUGAACCAGCACAAGCUGAACCAAAGGCUGAUGAUCAAAACAAAAGUGGAGCGGAGUCUGUUAUCGCAGAUGCACUAGCGAAAGACAAAGGAGAAAUGCAGGAAAAGUCUCCAGAGAGCUCCGAACAGAAAAUAGCGAGCCAUUCGUCGCCACCUCAGAUUCCCAAGAAAAUCCCCAGUCAAGUGCCCGAUGACACUACACUGGAGGAUUUCUCCCCUCGUGUUCCUAGAGCGGUGUUUGUGAAGCAGGACAAUGGUGGCAGUGCCUCAGUCAUACCAGUAUCGUCUGUCCGUGUCCCACAAGGGGAGGAAGAAAAGGAAGAAGCUUCAAAUUCUCCUGACUUAAAUCCUUGCAGUGCUACAUACAGCAAUUUAGGACAGUCCAGAGCAGCCAUGAUACCUCCGAAACAGCCGAGGCAACCGAAGGGAGCUUUGGAUGAUGCCAUUGCCUUUGGAGGACUAGUAGAUCAGGAGACAAUGAACAACUUACAGCCAACACCACCUCCACUGCCAAAGAAAACAAUUUUGAGAGCUAACACAGAGCCGACUCCCAGAGAUCUCCAGAAGCAGGCUCUGGAGAACAACCUGUGCAUUGUGGCCAAUCCCACCUAUGAUAUUGACACCAACUGGGAAGCAAGCAGCGCCUGCUCUUCGGUCAGCCUGGAGCUCAAGGUACUGGACAACGAGUCAGGAGAUUCCUUGGACAGGCCUCCAGAAAAACUAAGGGCAACCACCUCAGCAACUAACAGUGUUUCCAGCCUAACCACUAUCAGUAUUAAGGACCGCUGUUCCAAUAGCAUGGAGUCUCUAACAGGGAGACGCAUCUCACAAACUAAGCAGGGCAAAGGUGUCCAGAAGCCACAAAGACAAGCACUUUAUCGAGGAAUUGAAAAUCGAGAAGAGGUGGUAGGUAAAAUACGAAGCCUUCAUGCUGACUCCCUGAAGAAGCUGGCACUUAAAUGUGAAGACUUGUUCAUGGCCGGACAAAAAGACCAGUUGCGAUUUGGGGUGGACAGCUGGUCGGAUUUCAGGCUAACCAGUGACAAGCCAUGCUGCGAGGCAGGCGAUGCAGUUUACUACCCAGCUUCUUAUGCAAAAGAUCCUCUCAACAAUUAUGCAGUCAAGAUUUGUAAGAGCAAAGCUAAGGAGUCCCAGCAGUAUUAUCACAGCCUCUCUAUCCGGCAGAGUCUGGCUAUCAACUUUAACAUCCAACAGGACUGCGGCCAUUUCCUUGCUGAAGUGCCAGUUCGUCUCCUUCCAUGGGAGGAUGCCGAUGCACCAGAGGUGGAAGAAGAAGAGCAGGAGGAAGAGGAGAAAGAGCCUGAGCAAAAGAACAAAAACACUCCUUCCGAUAGAGAGGCUUCACAGAAAGACAGCUCAAGCAACCAGGGGACCAUCAGCAAGCCACGCAGCCGUGUUGUGGUCAUCACGCGGGAGGUCCCGUACUUAACAGUGGCUGACUUUGUGCGAGAAUCUGUGCCCCGCCAUGCAAAAAGCCCAGAUUUAUAUGAGAGGCAGGUCUGUCUGCUCCUUUUACAGCUGUGUUUGGGCCUGGAGCACCUGAAACCCUAUCACAUCACACACUGUGAUCUGCGGUUAGAGAACCUGCUGCUGGUACAUUCCAGACCAGGAGGCAGCCCUCUGAGCUCUGAGUCCAUGGAACCCAGUCCCAACACUGCUUGCCCUGCCAGAUUAAUAGUGAGCAAUUUCUCCCAGGCCAAGCAGAAGAGUCAUAUGGUAGAUCCUGAGGUCCUACGGGAUCAGUCUCGCCUGGCUCCAGAAAUCAUCACUGCAACACAGUACAAAAAGUGUGAUGAGUUCCAGACUGGCAUCCUCAUCUACGAAAUGCUGCACUUACCCAAUCCCUUUGAUGAGAAUCCAGAGCUGAAGGAGAAGGAGUAUACUCGUGCUGAUCUCCCCAAAAUUCCUUGCCGUUCCCUCUACUCUCAAGGGCUUCAACAACUUGCCAGCUGCCUGCUGAAUCCCAACCCUUCAGAGAGGAUCCUGAUAUCAGAAGCCAAGGGAAUUCUUCAGUGUUUGCUUUGGGGUCCACGUGAGGACUUGUUCCAUGCUCUAAGUACCUCUUCCAACCCCUCGCAGAGAGAUGCUGUACUUCAGAACUGGCUGGAUAUAAAAAGGACGCUGCUGAUGAUCAAGUUUGCAGAGAAGUCCUUGGACAGGGACUGUGGAGUUAUUCUGGAAGACUGGCUUUGUUGUCAAUAUCUGGCUUUUGCCACUAUAGACUCACUUCAUCGCAUUGUGAGAAUCAUGCAGCAGCACUAG